Acanthopagrus latus (yellowfin seabream) is the source of this 2790-nucleotide messenger RNA. Its product is annotated as gamma-tubulin complex component 3 homolog. The coding region runs from base 1 to 2790 and encodes 929 amino acids. The transcript is spliced from 24 exons. Gene Ontology annotation, molecular function: gamma-tubulin binding; microtubule minus-end binding. Gene Ontology annotation, biological process: microtubule nucleation; spindle assembly; cytoplasmic microtubule organization. Gene Ontology annotation, cellular component: centrosome; equatorial microtubule organizing center; gamma-tubulin small complex. Lineage: Eukaryota; Metazoa; Chordata; Actinopteri; Spariformes; Sparidae. The record is from RefSeq and is a predicted model, not a curated record.
AUGGCGACCCUGGACCAGAAAUCACCCAAUGUGCUUCUCCAGAGUCUUUGCUGCAGGAUUACGGGGAAAAGCGAAGCUGAAGUUGCCCACCAGUUUCAGUAUGCAGUGCGAGUCAUCGGCAGUAACUACGCUCCCACCAUCGAGCGCGAUGAGUUCCUGGUGUCAGAGAAGAUCAAGAAGGAAUUGCUUAAGCAGAGGAGAGAAGCAGACGCCGCUCUGUUCUCGGAGCUCCACAGAAAACUUCAGACGCAGAGUGUGCUGAAGCAUCGCUGGUCCGUUCUCUACUUGCUGCUCAGCCUCUCUGAAGACCCCCGCAAGCCAUCCAGCAGAGUCGGAAACUAUGGGGCACUUUUUGCCCAAGCCCUCCCCAGGGACGCCCACUCCACCCCGUUCUACUGCACCCGGCCCCAGAGCCUGGCCCUGGGCUACGCCGAGAGGGGCGCGGCUCUGUCAGCCAGCGUGGGGACCAGCGGCAUCUCCAGCCUGGGAGUCUACACCCUGAACGGACCCACGCCGACGCCACAGUCACUGCUGGCCGGUCAGCCCCCUCAGUCCGCAGCAGGAGGCGGGCAGUCUUUGGGCUCUCGGCUGGCUUGGACUCUUCCGGUCAGCUGCUCUCCUUCCACUCUGGCCCUGCCCAACACUCGCCCGCUCGGGCCCCCAGUUCCCUCCCCCAGAGUGGUCCAUCCCCGAAAAGACGGGGAGGUGAGCGAGACGGCUCUGGUGCGGGACAUACUCUACGUCUUUCAGGGAAUCGACGGCAAGUUCAUCAAGAUGAGCGGCCCGGAUAACUGUUACAAAAUAGACAGCAAGGUGGUGCUGUGCAAGUCCCUGAGAGACACCAGCAGCAGACUGGCCGAGCUCGGCUGGCUCCACAACAAAGUCAGGAAGUACACCGACGCCAGGAGCCUCGACCGAGCCUUCGGACUGGUCGGACAGAGCUUCUGCGCCUCGCUCCACCAGGAGCUGAAGGAGUAUUACAGGCUGCUGUCGGUGCUCCACUCCCAGUUGCAGGUGGAGGAUGAUCAGGGUAUGAACGUGUGCGCAGAGGGUAGCCUGACCCUCAGGAGGCUUCUGGUCUGGAUGUACGACCCCAAAGUCCGGCUCAAAACGCUGGCGGCUCUCGUCGACUUCUGCCAAGGUCGUAAAGGAGGCGAGCUGGCUUCAGCGGUCCAUUCUUACGGGAAAACUGGGGACCCGCAGAUGAGAGCGCUCGUUCAUCACAUCCUCAGCCUGGUGUCGCACCCCAUCCUCAACUUCCUGUACAGGUGGAUCUAUGACGGAGAACUAGAGGAUACCUACCACGAGUUCUUCGUAGCAUCAGAUCCCAAUGUGAAGACGGAUCGCCUGUGGCAUGACAAGUACUCCCUCAGGAAGUCAAUGAUCCCCACAUUCAUCACCAUGGACCAGGCCCGCAAGGUUCUGCUGAUUGGUAAGUCCAUCAACUUCCUGCAUCAGGUCUGUCAUGACAGAACGCCGCCAGGCAAAAUCACGGCAGCGUCCAAGUCUGCAGAUACGCCCAAAGACGCUGCGGAGUUGCUGUCCGACCUUGAGGGGGCGUUCCAGGAGAAGAUCGACGCCGCCUACUUCGACACCAGCAAAUACCUGUUGGACGUCCUCAACCGCAACUACCUGCUGCUGGAGCACCUGCAGGCCAUGAGGAGAUACCUGCUGCUGGGCCAAGGAGACUUCAUCAGACACCUCAUGGACCUGCUGAAACCGGAGUUGGCACGCCCCGCCACCACUUUGUACCAGCACAACCUGACCGGUAUCUUGGAAACUGCGGUCAGAGCCACAAACGCCCAGUUUGACAACGCAGAGAUCCUCAAGAGGCUGGAUGUGCGCCUGCUAGAGGUGUCUCCUGGGGACACCGGCUGGGAUGUUUUCAGUCUGGACUACCACGUGGAUGGACCCAUUGCCACGGUGUUUACAAGGGAGUGUAUGGGCCACUACCUGCGGGUGUUUAAUUUCCUGUGGCGGGCCAAGAGGAUGGAGUACACACUGACUGACAUCUGGAAGGGACAGAUGUGUAAUGCCAAACUGCUCAAAACCAUGCCUGAGUUGUCCGGCGUUCUGCAUCAGUGUCACAUCCUGGCCUCCGAGAUGGUCCAUUUCAUCCACCAGAUGCAGUACUACAUCACCUUCGAGGUGCUGGAGUGCUCCUGGGACGAGCUGUGGAACAAAGUGCAGCAGGCCCAGGACCUCGACCACAUCAUCGCUGCGCACGACGUCUUCCUGGACACCAUCAUCUCCAGAUGUCUGCUAGACAGUAACAGCAGGUCUCUUUUGAACCAGCUGAGGGCCAUCUUCGACCAGAUCAUCGAGUUCCAGAGCGCCCAGGACUCCCUGUAUCGCUCGGCGCUGGAGGAGCUCUCUCUCCGGCUGCAGUACGAAGAGAAGAAGCGGCAAAGAGACGAGGAGGGUCAGUGGGCAGUGAACGAUGCACAGGAAGCAGAGGAGAAGAAGAGGAUUCAGGAGUUCCAGGAAACCAUACCAAAGAUGUGCUCCCAGCUCCGCAUCCUCACGCACUUCUACCAGAGCAUCGUCCAGCAGUUCUUGGUGUUGCUGAUGACCAGCUCCGACGAGAGCCUGCGUUUCCUCAGCUUCAGGCUGGACUUCAAUGAACACUACAGGUUUGUCUCCGAGAGCGCAGUUUACAGCCCGCGCUAUUCACGUCCGCGUGAGGCGGUCACAGACGAUCCUCUCGACAACCACGGCGACCUCACUCCUUCACACCGCAUCAACAACGGCCGCAUCAACAAUGUCCAGGGCGUUUCGUGUAUUUUCUGA